GGCACGUAGGAUACGUAGCUCAGUUAGGAGCGGACAUUUGACUCUGACAACAACGGGGUACAAAUCAGGCUGGCUGGAUUGUUUCGUCAACUUUGUGCAUGUUUUUCACCAGUGUGUAAAUGAUUACGGACCACAUGUGUGAAGUAACAUACAAAUCUACUUUGAUUAAACAAGUUAUAUUGGGAUUCCCUCUCCUGUUUCUCUUACCGGAAACACACACCACCAUCUUGGCUGCACUACACCUAACCCAAUGAGUGUCCCAUACGCUCGUAUAUGGUCCUUCGACCCCGGAUGUGCUUCAAGAUGGAUCCUGAAACUCCCAGUGCAACUGAGCCUGCAGUCCGACCUCGCCCUCCAAGAGAGAGACACCUUCCUGUUCACCUAGCCGAUUACGAUGUCCAGCUCCCACCUAACCUCCAUCCAGAGCCUCCUCCUGCUGAUUCGUCUUUGCAGAGACCAUCUAGACCAUCAAGACAUGCGUCUAGAUCCAUUUCCUCUGGCACGGUGUCCAGUACUACAUCCAGAUCUCAUCGCAGUGCACAACGCAGAUCUCCCAGACAUGGACUCUCUGAUUUUCAAGCUGCCAUGUUGGAGGAAAGGCUAAAAACUCUGGACUUGGAAGAACUUCAAGAGCAGAUAGAAGAGGAUGCCAUUGUAGAUAAAGAGUGUGAGAGAAUUGAUGCUCAGGCUAGAGAAGCGCAGUAUAGACAGGAACAAGCCAUUAAGGCUAGAGAGUUGCUAGCUAAGCAGGUAGAGAGCCGGCGGCGUCUCAAAAAGGUUCGAAAUGAACUUGAGGUUGCUAAAUAUGUUUGUGUACUUCUUAAACCGGAAUCUCAAGAUGUUAGUGUUGCUGCUUCACAGUCCAGCAUAGCUGUUGAUCCUCUGUCUGAGGUAAGCACCCAACAACAUAGAGUAGCUGCUACUACUGAUCUUGAAUCAUCUGCCCAAGCAAUGCCUAGUCAUUCUACCCCUUGCCAUGUUAACGUUGUACCUGUGUCAUCAGUAAUGCCUUCCCCCAUAUUACCUGCUGUACACAUCACUACUUCAGUAGCUGAAUUCCCGUUCAGUUCUGUUACCUCAGCUGCUGAGGUAACCCAGCCCAACAUAGUUACAAGGUCAUCGGCUUCGCUAGUUACGGCACCGCCCACCUUAAUAGCUAAGCCAGAUUAUGCAGCUCCUUUACCCUUUAACCCAGUUGUGGUGGCCAGGCCACACCAUUACUCAGAUACCUCCGUCACCUAUAGUCAGACACCCCGUGUCAAUGUUCUACCUACAGUCCCAUCUACAGUUCCUGUAACAUUAGGGGCUCCCUUACAGGCUCAGUCCUACCAGGCCACAAAUCCUAACCCUCAUUGGACAGUGAUGUACCCUUCUCCAACCCAACCACCUGGUCUGGAAAUGUUAGCUGCCUCAGCUUACGGAGUCCCAAAGCCUGCUAUCCCAUUCUUUGACACUGGUCGAGAAAGUGACUUUGCACUACUGAAGAUGGCGUUAGAUAACGUAAUGAAUAACCAGCCUCAUUUGAGUGAACAUUACAAAUAUCAGGUCCUUUUAAGUCACUUAAAACUCCCCAGCGCUCUCCAGUUGGCCAAAGCAUAUAUGUAUGACCCCAGACCAUACACAACCGCACUGCAAGCGCUGCAGGAUAAAUAUGGCCAACCACGUCAACUGGUUCAGUCCGAACUAAGUGUCAUACUGAAUGCACCAGCAGUCAAGUUCGGUGAUGCAGAAGCCUUUGACUCUUUUUCCCUAUCUAUCCAAACACUAGUAGGGAUGCUCAGAACUUUGGAAGGCCCAAAUGGGUAUGAACUGCGCUGUGGCUCUCAUGUUGAUCGAUUGCUAAGCAAGAUGCCACCAUCAUAUCGCGACGGGUUCGUUGAGUACUGUUUCAGCCGAGGUAUUUUGCAAACUGGAACAGACCGUACUUAUACAUUACCUGAUCUGUCUACAUGGCUGCAGAUGAAGUCACAAGCAAAGUGCAUUGCCAAUAAAGCAGCUACCAUGUAUCAGACUGAUACAGCUAGAUCCACCAAGAAAGAUCAGCAAAGGUCAGUGCCUUUUCGUCCAAAAGAGAAAUUCACAUCUAUCUUGUACUCAGCUGAGACCAGUUCAGCCUUGCAGGGACAGAUGAAAUCUAAGCCCCCCUCUAAGAUUCAACCCUUCUGCCCUUACUGUAACACCAAGGACCACUUUCUUAAUGCAUGUCCCAAGUUCAAGAUACUGACUACAGAGCAAAUAAUACAGUGGAUAUCCAAAGAGAAGCGCUGUUGGAAGUGUGGGCGAACUCAUAACCCAGAUAGUUGUACUCUGAAAAGAACCUGUACAAACUGUAAAGAGUUACAUCUGACCAUCUUGCAUGAUGCAGCCUUACAGAUCCAAAAAAAUGUGCUGUUGAUCAACGUUCCGACCCCUCAGGUCUAUUUAGACCGGCCCAACAGAUCUCAGAAAGUAAUGCUCAAGAUAGUCAAGGUCUUACUGCACAACCGAGAGAAAUUCAUGGAAGCAUACGCAGUGUUGGACGAUGGUUCAGAGCGUAGCAUUAUUUUGUCACAGGCUGUAGAGCAGUUGAAUCUCCCUACUGAACCUGAAAUACUCACACUGCGCACGGUCCAUCAGGAUGUAGUUAACCUGUAUGGAGCCACUGUUUCCCUUCAUGUGUCACCCUUGCACAGACCAUGUAGGAAAUACUUGAUUCCUCAUGCGUUCACCGCAGAUAACCUGAGACUUUCCGAACAUUCCUACCCUGUGUCUGCUCUUCAGCGCAAGUAUGAGCAUCUAAAGUCCUUGCCAUUAUCCUUGAUUGACCGAGCCCAACCUCUAUUGCUCAUCGGGUCUGACCUGCCUCAUCUGCUCACUCCUGUCCAACCAGUUUGCAUGGGACCUGCAAAUGGUCCGAUGGCCAUUUGUACCAGACUUGGUUGGACCCUCCAAGGUCCCACUGGGCUCAGUCAAACCACCCUUUCCACCCCACAGUGUCUCCACAUAACCACAACCACAACGAAUACUGAGCUAUUCAAGAACGUGGAACGCCUCUGGCAAAUUGAUACCCUGCCCUAUGUAAAUGAGAAGACAGCCACUCGCUCCAAGCAUGAUCAGUAUGCCUUUUCUCUUCUCCAGACACAUACCACCAGGGUAGAAGUCAGUGGAGUUAUGCGAUACGCCACUCCCUUGCUCAGACGGCCCAAUGCCGGACUUCUUAAAGCCCCCAAAGAAGCAGUGAUGGCGAACCUCCGAAGCACAGAGCGUAAACUUGCUAAAGACCUUAGGCGAGCUGAGUCUUACUGUUCCGAAAUGAAGAAACUGCAAGAAGCUGGCUAUGUGACAGAGAUAUCAACACAAGACGCUGAGCAAACCCCGGAGUCGUGGUAUAUCCCUCACCAUAUGGUGACGCAUAACAACAAGGACAGAAUUGUUUUCAACUGUUCUUAUUCAUAUCAAGGCCAAGCUUUAAAUGACAUGCUCCUGCCUGGACCCGUUCUUGGUCCGUCUUUACUUGGUGUCUUGCUGAGGUUCCGUGAACAUCCUGUAGCCAUCAGCGGAGAUGUGAAGGGUAUGUUCCACCAAGUUCGCCUCUUGCCCAAUGAUAAGCCUAUUGUACGUUUUCUGUGGAGAGACAUGCAUAGGACAGAACAGCCUAAGAUCUAUGAAUGGCAAGUCUUACCAUUCGGCACAACAUGUAGCCCGUGCUGUGCCAUACAUGCACUCCAGGAAAUAGCUGAAAACCACCCGCAAGUGGAUCCAGCUCUGGUGAGAACGGUCAAAAGUUCCUUCUAUGUAGACAACUGUCUUCAUAGUCUUCGAACUGUUGCAGAAGCUAGAGCACUCGUAGACAACCUACGACAAAUUUUGCUCACUGGUGGGUUCGAGCUCCGUCAAUGGGCUAGCAAUCGACCUGAAGUUAUUCAGCAUCUUCCCUCUGAAGCAAGAUCACAGAAUAGUGAACUCUGGCUAUCACAGAAGAGUACUGACCUCCUGGAAGGUACACUUGGGCUACUGUGGAACUGCCUCUCAGACUCAUUCAGCUACAAAUCCAGCCAAUCCGAAUGCCCUGAACCCACUCUGCGUAAUGUCUACAGAGUUUUGGCAUCUCAAUAUGAUCCCCUGGGUUAUCUAAUUCCAUUUACAACCCGAGCCAAAGUGCUGGUCCAGGAUUUGUGGAAGAAAAAUCUAGGGUGGGAUGACCCAAUCACAUCGGAUAACCUGUUAACCAGAUGGCAAGACUGGCAAAAGAGCUCCACAGUUUGAAUCAGAUUGCAAUCCCAAGGUGUUACACUCCAUUUGAAGGGCAUGUGGAAAUCCGCAGGCGGGAUUUACACAUAUUCUGUGACGCAUCUGAGAGGGCCUAUGGCUCAGUGGCCUACAUACGCACAGAAAACAAUGAAGGACAUGUAC
Molecule: messenger RNA, 4392 nt
Organism: Onychostoma macrolepis
Lineage: Eukaryota; Metazoa; Chordata; Actinopteri; Cypriniformes; Cyprinidae
Exons: 2
Coding region: 274-4245 (1323 amino acids)
Source: RefSeq, a predicted model, not a curated record